Messenger RNA from Python bivittatus (Burmese python), 3345 nucleotides. The record is from RefSeq and is a predicted model, not a curated record. NCBI's taxonomy places the organism in Eukaryota, Metazoa, Chordata, Lepidosauria, Squamata, Pythonidae.
AAGAAAUCCACACGAUCCAAGGGGGUUUCGCUCACCUUCACCAAAGACUGGGGGAACACCAGCUGGGUAGAGGGCUUCCAGUUCUCAGGGGGACCUCAUUCCAGCGGGCAGGUGCUGUGGCAGAGAAGGUGCACUUCUGGGGUCCUGAUGGAUGGCAUUGUUUAAUCAAAGGAAUCCGAAGCGUGCCAACCCUGCCAGAUCAAUACCGUGGGAGAUAAUGUGCUAAAUAUUCAGAGGGGCAGUUUUUAAAUGCACUGGGACUAUGAGAGAGAGAUUUGUCAGCGAUAUGAAAAGUCUGAUUCUGUGACCUCAAGUUUAUCUGUAUGGCACUGGAAUGGGAUAUAGUCCCACGUAGGGAACUAAGAUAUGGAAGAGAAAUACGUUCGCAUGAAACGCAGAUGGAAAGGAAGGAGGAGGUGAAAUUGUUGGGCUGUGGCCUGUUUGAAGACCCUCAACACCCGUAGUCUUGUAAACUGAAUCAGUGAAAAUCCAAAGGGUUACUGGCAACCUGAAGUGCUAAAUCACGUGAAAGUCUCUCUCCUCGCUUUGCGUCUUCAGUCUGACUUUGCAGCAGUGGUAAUGGUUUACUUUUGAAAGAAUUUUACUGUGGGGGGGGGAUUGCUAUAUUGUAUUAGAAUUGUAGGAAAGGAAAAGGACUUCUCUGAAAUUCUGCUUUUGGCUUUCAGCUUCCCAUGUCAGUACUCUUAUUCUAGCUGGACUGGGAUUACAUAGCUUGAUGGCAGAGGGUUGAAUACGUACAUGUCUGGGUUCAUACAUCGUCCAGGAACAUAAUGUGGGUGGUUUUUGCUUGUUACACUGUGCGAGUCCAUUCUGUUGUGGCUUGUUCAACAAAUCACAGUUACUGUAAGUAAGCCGUGUCUUCGUGCUGCUUCGUGAGCCUAUCCUGUGUAUGGGGGGGGGUUCUUGGCAGGCAGCAGUUACCAAGUCUGGCCACUGCACGUGGCCAGUGAGAAGACCGGGCGCUGCUGCUCAGGCGCUGCCUUUCUUCUGGGUCUGCACCUGUGUGGAGCCUGCGUGCUCCUCCGUGCAAGGCAAGGCAAGGCAGUUGGGAGCCCUGGGUCAGGUAAAGGGUCGCGUUGAAGCAGCUGAGAAGAGGAAAUUGCAAGCAGGAGCAAACGGUUCCGGUAAAAUUUCCUCUUCCGUUACGGCUAGUUUGGCUGGAGGGUGGUCAAGGGUGGUGAGCUAGUCUGGCCCAAGGCCCAGAAUGUCUAGACUUCUCAGAGCCCCUUCUGAGGUUGGGAAGGACGAGAGGAGGCUUUCAGAGGAACCUGAGGGAGUGGUCUUCUGGUCCACAGAUGCCAAGGAGAGGCUCAGCAGCUACCACCAAAUCCUGCCUUUCGUCUCACUGCUGGAGACCCAAAAGCCCUACCUCGUGAACUGCCUCCGCCUACCGGCACUGCAGGCACUAUUGCUUUUGGCUCAGUCUCUCGACACCAAUGCUGACUGCACGCGCAUUGUUGCUGACUCCUGGCUUGAGCUCCAAGUCCCUGCGGCAGAGACAGCUGUGCGGAUGCUCAGCAUGGCCCUGCGUCUCAGGGCCUCUUGGGAUGAAGUGCUGGACAGGUGUCUGGGGCGACGGGCAGGCCGAGCUGUGGAAGAGGAAGAGGCAGAGGCAGAGGCAGAGGCAGAGACACCAUCUAGCGCCCUGGAGGUGCGCCAACUUACACGCGAGCUGCUGAGCUUCCUGAAGACGGAGGUCCAGUACAGCCUCCGGCGAAUGACCCUUCUGGAGCAGCAGAACCUGUAUGGAGGGCCUCAGAUGGCCCCUGCAGAGGUAGAAGGGCUGCCCAGCUUCUUCCAGGGGGUGCCACUGCUGCCCAACGAGGUGAAAGGUGGCUACAAGAUUGGCGACUUCCUGACGUUUAAUUGUCUGGCAGGUGAGGGAGACCUGUACAGUGACUGCCUGCGCAGCUUUUGGACGUGUCCACGGUGCAGCCUCUAUAUGCCCUUCACUCCUCUGGAGCGUGUGGCCCAUGAAGAGGCCUGCCAGUCCCCUGGCCCUAAGGAUGAGGAGUCCAGCCUAGAAGGGCCCAGAGGGGAGACAGUGGUGGCUGCCUCUGGCACCUCUGCCCUGCAGCAACUGUAUCACUGUGCCAUCUGCCAGGAGAACCUCCGUCUCACACCCAUGGAAAUCCUGAAGCAUCGGAAGCAGCAUCAGGGAUGUCUGUGAAAGGGUCCUGGGGGAGACCUGCUCUCUGUCUCUGUCUCAGGUACCUUCUGUUGAUGAUUAUGCGCUUGGGGGGCAUCCUGGGGGAGUGUGGAUAGCCCCACUUGCUUUCUGGCAGCCAGCAUGGAGCUUUGCCUGUCUCUGACUCCCUCCUGGGUGUCCUUGGCCUGCAGUAGGAAGCCGCGGAGCUCUCUCCCUCCCCACUCCAUCAGGGGCUGCCCUUUGCCUGGUAAUGGAGCUGAGUGACCUUCUCCGGGGGUUUCCUCCAUCAUCUUAAUCUCUCUGCCUUGUAAAAGGUCCAUGCUGGCAGUGUUUCUUAAAAGGGCGAAAAGAUCUCCUAGGUGGGCAGAAGCAACUCAGGCCUUUUAAGCUUCCUGUGCAGAGGUACCAGGUGCUGCUUUCUCAGCCAGCGUCCGACCACCUUCAGCGGCAGGAAGAUCUCAGGGUGGCCUGAGGGCUGAUUGCACUGGUGGGGAGGUGGAACUUGUGUUUUGCUCUUUUACAGAUUUAUUUCUGCUGCUUGGGAUGCUCAGGUGGCAUUUGGGGCCACUUCCUUCUUCCUGGAGUCUGCAGCCAAUUGGGGGUGCUUUGACUCCAGUGUUUUUCUAGGAAGUCGACCAGGCUCUGCCUGGCCUUGUCUUUCUUUCAGUGGGAAUGACUGGAAAGAAAAUGGUUUUUCUAAGAGCAAGGCAAGCAGCCCCCUGGCUGCAGUUGAUCCAUCUGUGCCCCAACAUAAAAGUGCUAGGCUAACUGAGCAGAACUGAGGACCGAUUUGUGAAAGUGGCUUUUGUUUUUUGACAAGGAGCCAUCAGGAUGUGUAUCAGGCUGAAGGAUAGGGGCCAUGUGGGGGGCGUGUGUGAAACAAACCCUUGGCUGUUUCCCAAAGUUGGAUUGCUCCCUGGAAUUGGCUUUGGGUUGAAGGAUGAGCCCAAGGGAAGAGGAGGCCGGCUGCUCCCCAGCAAACAUAGUUCAGCCCAAUCAAAGUGAAUGAGACCCUGUGGGGGAUGCCUGGUGCUACUGCAAAAGCCUUGAACCAAUGUGGGCAUACUGAAAUUGGGAGGGGAUUUUUUUUAACCAUUAUGUUAAAAUAAAUUAUGCUUAUUUUAAGCUGGGGUUGUAAGAAUGUUGUUGUAGUAGUAGUAGUAGUAGUAGUAGUA